CAACAGUUUAUUGAGGGGGUCAGAUGUUGACAGAAUGCUUGUGCGCUAUCAUGCCAAACAGACACAGCAAUGGUGUUGGCAUUGGCAAGAACACAUAUUGAUCUUGGACCAGACUGUUAUGUGCAGUAGUAUGGAUUGCGAAAUUGUCUGUUUGACAGAGUAUGCGCAUACACGUUAGGUCACUUUUUUCCGAUCGUCACUAGUAAAAGAAACGCCAAUUUCUACAAUUCAUCGUCUUAAAAUGUGAUUUGAAACCUAACCCUAAAGGAAUACCAAAAAGUUAUUUUUUAAAAUAUUUUUUUACGAUGUGUAUCCAACUACCCCUUUGUGGCUGUGGUAACUAUUGAAAUCCCUUAUUUCUCUCUGGCUGGCUGUCCGUCCAUGCAUCCUCCGGUCAAAGUAGAUUUAUUUCAAACACAAGUCAACAUCUCUCAGGAUACUAUACACUAAUGAAGAAUGGCGGGUAGUUUUGGCAAAAUCGUCCUCGGCGUGUACGUUGAAAUAAAGCGAAGCGAUGGCAGCUCUCUGGAAUAUACCAGGAGUACCCCCCUCCCUCAGUCUCUAGUCCUGCCAUUAGCCAGGCACUGAUGGGCUCUGCGAUGAAUGGAGGCAUCACUCAACCACAGAAUAGCCUACUGUGUGCCAUGAUAGCAGACUAUCAUAAGGACUUGAGAGGAAAAGUGGUAAAAGACGAAUACACCAAGCCAUGGUCACGUCGUUGAAUGAAGACAAUGAGAGCGUCACUGUGGAGUGGAUCGAAAAUGGAGACACCAAAGGGAAAGAGAUUGACUUGGAGAGUAUAUUUGCACUAAACCCAGAUGUGGCCCCAGAAGAGGAGAUCGCCCACAGCCCAGAGACCCCUCCCCCACCAACGCCCACCUCUGUGAAGGUCAACAAGAUCUCCAAGCAGAACCGGCGAACCAUAGCGCCCACUAAGAAUGGCACUCCAUCCAGGGAUAACAGAGUGGUGUCGACCCGGGCCAGACCAGCUCCACCCCAGCAGCCAGAGCCUUCUCCUCCUCCUGCCCAGCUGCCAGCCCAGCCCACCCAGGCCCAGACAGCCCAACAGUUAGCCAAUGAAGCGUCAUUGCAUCAGCUAAGCAGAAAGGAGUUUGGACAGCUUUCGAGGAGGAAGUCCAACUGUGUGAAGGAAGUGGAGAAACUGCAGGAGAAGAGAGAGAAACGACGGAUACAGCAACAGGAGCUGAGGGAGAAGAAGGCACAGGAGGUGGACACCACUGUCCCUAACUAUGAGAUCCUGCAUAUGAUCAGAGACUUUCGUGCCAGUCUGGACUACCGGCCGCUGUCCACCACAGAUUUGAUUGAAGAGCACAGAAUAUGUGUUUGUGUGAGGAAACGUCCACUUAACAAGAAAGAGUUGACUAUAAGGGACCUGGAUGUGAUUACCAUCCCCAGUAAGGAUGUGGUGAUGGUCCAUGAGCCCAAGCAGAAGGUGGACCUGACACGCUACCUGGAGAACCAGACCUUCCGCUUCGACUACGCAUUUGAUGACAGCACCACUAAUGAAAUGGUUUACAGGUUUACUGCCAGGCCCCUGGUGGAGACCAUCUUUGAGAGGGGCAUGGCCACGUGCUUCGCCUAUGGACAGACUGGUAGUGGCAAAACACAUACUAUGGGUGGAGAUUUUUCUGGAAAGAACCAGGAUUGUUCUAAAGGGAUUUAUGCAUUAGCUGCUCGGGAUGUGUUUGUCAUGUUGAAGAAACCUUGCCACAAGAAGUUAGAUCUUCAGGUGUACGCAACCUUCUUUGAAAUCUACAGUGGAAAGGUGUUUGACCUGCUGAAUGGUAAGGCUAAGCUCCGGGUGCUGGAGGAUGGGAAGCAGCAGGUGCAGGUGGUGGGGUUGCAUGAGAGAGAUGUCAAAUGCACAGAGGACGUCCUCAAACUCAUAGAAGUGGGCAACAGCUGCAGAACGUCAGGGCAGACCUCGGCCAACGCCCACUCGUCCCGUAGCCACGCCGUGUUCCAGAUCAUUCUGAGAAGGAAGGGGAAGAUGCAUGGCAAGUUCUCCCUGAUCGACCUGGCGGGGAACGAGAGGGGGGCCGACACAUCCAGCGCUGACCGCCAGACACGCCUGGAGGGCGCUGAGAUCAACAAGAGCCUUCUGGCACUAAAGGAGUGCAUCAGGGCGCUGGGACGGAACAAACCACACACUCCAUUCAGGGCCAGCAAGCUCACACAGGUCCUCCGAGACUCCUUCAUAGGGGAGAACUCCCGCACAUGCAUGAUAGCCACCAUCUCUCCUGGCAUGACAUCCUGUGAGAACACCCUCAACACGCUACGCUACGCUAACAGAGUAAAGGAGUUUGGGAUCAGUCCCUCAGACAUCCCCUUCUCCCAGGGCGGUGGAAGUCGCUCGGAGCUCUCGGAGCUCUCGCCCACCCAUGAAGUGAAGGAGUUGACGGUGGACGCUAACCAGGUGACCGAAGGGGUCCGACCCAACAUCCAUGUGGUGGACCUGAUGGACUAUGACUGGGACCACCUGGGCAGCUCCCCCCAGAGAGACGACCUCAAACUGCUCUGUGAGCAGAACGAGGAGGAGGUGUCACCCCAGCUCUUUAACUUCCAUGAGGCUGUGUCUCAGAUGGUGGAGAUGGAGGAACAGGUGCUGGAGGACCACAGAGCUGUCUUCCAGGAGUCUAUCCGGUGGCUGGAGGAUGAGAAGGUUCUGCUGGAAAUGACUGAGGAGGUGGACUAUGACGUGGACUCCUACGCCACUCAGCUAGAGCAGAUACUGGAUCAGAAGAUUGAUAUCCUCACUGAGCUCAGAGAUAAAGUGAACUCGUUCCGCUCGUCGCUCCAAGAAGAGGAACAAGCCAGUAAGCAGAUCAAUCCUAAGAGGCCACGUGCCCUGCUGUAGACCAGACCUGACAUGGGGGUGUGGUCUUUGUGUGUGGAAUGGGCAGUGGCACAUACAGGAACAUGAAUAUAAAAACGUGGCACAGCUGUCACAAAGAAACGGACUCAUCUGUUUUCUAAUCAGGCUCACCACGGAUGUCAUCAGAAAUAACAGGAGGGGAAUGCAACCUUGGAUCCCUUUUAUAGCUGAUUUUACAUUUUCACUCUUGUUUUGCCCUGUUCUAUUUAAUUGUUUUACUUUUUUGUACUUUAAAUUGAACGGCUGUUGACUUGUCUUCAUCAGAGACCAUGUUGGUUGUGCUUUUGGGUUCUACAACACCAGUGUUGUGUAUUCUGGUAGGUCAGAUUGACAUGUAUGCAUGUGCAACUCUCUGUUGGCUUCCAACUCGUGUGGUUGAUUCCCUGCUCAGUUGGCACUGUACAGAAUAGACAUUACUCUGUAGGGCCAGUCUUUCUUUCCUUCUUCAAUUUCCUGAGUUGAGAUGAAGUCAAAUCUAGUUGUGGUUCUCAUGUCUUACCAGUCCUUGUCUAUAGUUUGAUUCUGUGUUGUUCUCCCUGUUAUUUAAUACUGUAAAGUCAUUUUUCACCCAUUUAACUUUGUAAAGACAAAUGUAUAGUAAAUACCACUGACCUACUGUUGCAUAUGUUUCUGUGUUUGCCACAGAUGUCACACUGGCAGAAGUAAUAAAGGGGAUACCUAGUCAGUGAUACCUGAAA
Molecule: messenger RNA, 3594 nt
Organism: Oncorhynchus mykiss (rainbow trout)
Lineage: Eukaryota; Metazoa; Chordata; Actinopteri; Salmoniformes; Salmonidae
Source: RefSeq, a predicted model, not a curated record